Messenger RNA from Vicugna pacos (alpaca), 3109 nucleotides. It is a transcript of the gene C8H6orf163, whose product is annotated as chromosome 8 C6orf163 homolog. The record is from RefSeq and is a predicted model, not a curated record. Lineage: Eukaryota; Metazoa; Chordata; Mammalia; Artiodactyla; Camelidae.
AGCUUAGCUAACUGAGUUAUCUACAUGCAACUAAAUUAAAUCUUUACUACUGAACCCUAAAUUUCUUUGCUAUGUUUCUCUAUAUAGUGCACUUCAUAUAGUUUAAAAUGCACUCAGGUGGUAUAAAAUGCCUUUUAAAAUAUUAUCUUUUGCCGUUGGCUGUUACAGAACUAGAAUUCUUCUGUUUUCAACUUGUGCAUUUAAUGUCACAUUGUCAUCCUUAGAGUUCUACUAGUCAACAAAAUAAGUUGCUAUUUGGUGGGGGAGAUUUUAGGGAAACUAUCAGAGAUUAUUGCAGCAAAGAAGGGCAGCAGGAACUGGACAGAGGGCAGCCUUAAGCCACGUGAACACAUGUGACUAGUCCAGGGUAGCAGAAGAUUCAGCAGGGCACCCAGCUGGGAAAAAUUGCACAGGGGAAGAAUCACAUUGAAUUUUAGAAACAGGUAACCUGACUGCGAUACUGUUUAUGAGGUGGUUACAAGUCACACAGCACAGUCUUCCUGUGUGCAGUGUCACCGGCUGCCUGGCUGUGUGCUCUCUAAAGGAAAAGGCCACUGAGGGAGUCAGUUGUCUAAGAAGGGGGUGCUCAGGGCGGGAUACUGACAGCGUUUUUGGAAUCUGGGUUUAAGGGGUAGAAGGAGUGUCUUUCGAUGCAAGAAUCUGACUGAAAUUGGGCAAAUUUAGUAACGUAGUAGAUGAGGUCUUGAAGCAAGUUUUGAUAAGUAAACUACUGAUAAGCAGCAAGUGACCUCUGCCCAGGGAAGUAAUCUUUUCUCAUAGAAGAGCUAUUUGCCCAGAGGAGAAAGCAGGUCAGUAGAUAAGUUAGUUUUCAAGAAUUUCCUGAUGUAAACAGUGAAAUUAUUUAUUGUUAUAUAGCCUUACCUUCUGUAGGAUUACCCACCUAUCCCAGGCACCAAGAGGGUUCUUGAGAUUUAAAAUGAUUCAGGACUUCCCAUUUUAAAGCAGGGACAACAAAUGAGUUAACUGUGAUUUUAAAAACAAAGCUUUGUAAUUUUGAGUGCUGACUUAAUGAAAGUAAUUUUUCCUUUAAGAUACUGUGAUAUUUCCCAGUUUUAUUGCCAUGACACAAAAGCAUCACACUUAUAGAUAACUUGAAAAAAAUUAAACUCCCUCUUUUCCUGGCCUAAAGGAAACCAAUCUGUUAAAUAAACCAUUUAACAGAAAGUGUAGUAGGCUGAAUAACACUACUCUCUCCCCACACCACCUGGAGACAUUUGGUUCCUGAUCCCUAGAGCCUGGGAAUGUGUUACAUUUGAUGGCAAGAGGGACUUGAGAGAUGUGAUAAAGUGAUGGAUUUUGAGAUGGGGAGAUUAUCCUUUAUCUGGGUGAGCCUCAUAUAAUCGCAAAGGCCCUUAUAAGAGGGUGACAGAUGAUCAGAGGAAGAAAUGAUGUCACCGUGAGUGGGAGAAAGGCAACAUUGAUGGGAGCCCAUGGACCAAGGAAUGUGAGCAGCCUCCGGAAGCUGGAGAAGGCAAGGAAACAGAUUCUCCCCUGAAGCCUCCAGAAGGAACCAGUGCUGCAUACACCUAAAUUUUAGCCCGGUAAGACUCAUUUUGGACUUCUGACCUCUAGAACUCCAAGAGAAUGAACUUGUAUUGUUUUAAAUCACUAUGUGGUCAUUUGUUAAAGCAGCAAUAGGAAACUAAUACAGCAUGUGUCUGGGAAAUGAACAGCUGUACCAUGCUCCCUUUUGUUAUUUCUGGUUGCUUUUAUGAGCAAAGCUUGUCUUGCCUAGCAACAGUUGCUAAGUAAGUUAACAGUGUAAUCUAGAGUCUUGGAGGGAGCACCUGCUCAGAUCUUCCCAAACCCAGUGCCCACACCUCAUAUGGCAGAGGCUUUCGGUACCGCUCUCUGAUGUUAGGCACGUAACCAUUCCCUCAUCAUGGAGAAUCACUUCAUCCUUGUAAGCCUCUAGCAUUGUCCUAAAACCUUGAACCUCUUCCAGCUUUCUUAAACUUCUAGCUUUUCUUCAAACUCCUUUUUCUGUUCUUAAGAGUGUUUUAACUGUACAUAGUAAAAGAUACUUCAAAUCUAAUUAUGAUCAGAACUCCGAAUUACACAAGCUUUGUUUGCUGUGCUGUUUGUAAUAAAAUAAUUCCACCAGCCCCUUUUGGGGAAACCUUCAAACGGAUCCAUGAAUAUAAGCCAUUUAAGACACGCUUUUACACUCACAAAGAUAUACUGGAUAUCGGGACAGAUAUCCUGAGUAAGGAAGAGCAGUUUCAGGAGGCUAUGCUCAAAGAACGUAUUGCAAAAGCAGAAGCUGAAAUAUGGGCUCAGGCUGAUGAACGCCAAAGACAAGCAGUGAAGAAAGCCCUCAAAGAAGCAAAGGACAUGUACAAAAAGAGAAUUCAGGUCCUGGAAGAAGAACAUCAAAAAGAUUUACAGAAAAUGGCAGCUAAGACCAAGAUCGAGUUGCAUCAGAACAUGGAGGACGAGCUGCAGCGGGAACACUUGGCUGCCGAGCAGCGCAUGGUGCACAGGAUCCAGCGGAUCAUGAUGGAAUGCCACUGUGAGAAGGUCCAGGCCGUGCAGGAGGCCCGGGCGGAGGAGAGGCGGGCGGCCCAGGAGGAGAUCCAGGCCCAGAGAAGAAAGGCCUUGGAGGAGCUUGUGAAUACUGGUGUCACGGUUGUUAAGGAUCAGAAGAGUGUGAGCCAACUGAUAAAGCGGAAGGAGCAUGAAAUGAACGUCUACUACUGCAUGGCUCAGAGGCAGGAGCAUGAGGAGGUGCAGGCAAUGCUUCAGGAGGCCGAGAAGACACAUCAGGUCGCGCUUGGAAACGUGACGGAUAAACUGGUCAGCACGCAGGGGGAGCUGCUGUCCAUAGCGAAACAGCUGGGAAUUAUGACAAAUUGGAAAGAUUUCCUGGAGGAAGAGUUACAGGAAACGAGGGCAGCAUUUCAAAAAUACAUCAAUUAUACAUUUCCUAAGCUCUCCCCGGGGCAUGCAGAUUUCCUUCUGCCCGAAAGAAAGAAAACACCUUCCAGUCUUAUCCCUCAGGAGAAUGAAACAACUCUUGACUAGAAGUCUUCAUCUGAAAUUUCACUACAAAAGACAUUGUUCUAAAGACUAAAUAAAUUCACUCAAA